Chelonoidis abingdonii (Abingdon island giant tortoise) is the source of this 4166-nucleotide messenger RNA. RefSeq names its product guanine deaminase (gene GDA). Gene Ontology annotation, biological process: guanine catabolic process. Gene Ontology annotation, cellular component: cytosol. Gene Ontology annotation, molecular function: zinc ion binding; guanine deaminase activity. NCBI's taxonomy places the organism in Eukaryota, Metazoa, Chordata, Testudines, Testudinidae. The record is from RefSeq and is a predicted model, not a curated record.
ACAGGGGGGCGUGUGUUUGGGGACGUGUUUGCAGCCCAGCGGGUGGAUCAUUGCCAGGUCCCGCUCCUCCUAAUCGCAAAAUAUGCUGCUCCCAGCCCAGGUGCUCGGCAAGUAAGCAGACUUUUUCUGCAGGCAGGAGCUCGGAAACCUGUAGCACCCAAGGCUGCCUCGGCAGCAACGGGGAGAAGAAAGAGCCUUCCAGCGUCAGUAACCACUCCCCAAAGAGAAAGUCAUUAGGGGGUGGAGAGUCAGCGCUAGGUGCGAGGGAAGCUGCUAUUGGUACGCAAGGAAUAAACACCAGCCCCCGGGAGCAGCAGCCCCCCGAGCGCAGGAGGCAGCCAGGCAGAGCGAGCGGCGGCCCGGAGCAGCAGCAUCCCGGUCCUGCCCGAACCACGUCCCUUCUCGCGGCAACUCUGAGCGCCCCCCGCCACCUCCCUCCGGGCACCGCCAUGGACUCCCCACAGAAGCCGCCCCUCGCUCACCUCUUCAAAGGGACCUUCGUGCACGCCAGCCGCUCCUCGCCCAUGGACGUGCUGCACGGCCACCUGCUGGGCGUGGGCGACGACGGGAGAAUUAUGUUUUUGGAGCAAGCAGAUCAGCAAGAGCAACUAGCAAAGAAGUGGGGCUUCAAAGCAUCUGAUGUAAGAGAGCUUAGUAAUCAUGAAUUCUUCAUGCCGGGAAUGGUUGAUACACAUAUCCAUGCAUCUCAGUAUGCAUUUGCUGGAACAAGAGUAGAUCUACCUCUUUUGGAAUGGUUAAACACAUAUACAUUUCCAACAGAAGUCAAAUACAAAGAUAAUGAUUUUGCUGAAGAAGUAUACACCAGAGUUGUAAGAAGAACGCUAAAGAAUGGCACGACUACAGCAUGCUACUUUGCAACAAUUCACAGAGCUGCUUCUUUGCUACUUGCUGAAAUUAUAGAUAAAUUUGGUCAGCGAGCAUUUGUUGGAAAAGUUUGCAUGGAUAUCAAUGAAGUUGUUCCAGAAUACAAGGAAACCACUGAUGAAUCUGUCGAGGAGACAGAAAGGUUUGUUAAAGAACUACUGGAAAAGAAAUAUCAAAAGGUACAACCCAUAGUGACGCCUCGUUUUGGACCUUCCUGCACUGAGAAUUUGCUAAGUAGACUUGGUGACUUUGCGAAGGCUCAUGAUAUCCACGUGCAGAGUCAUAUAAGCGAGAAUGAUGGAGAAAUCAAACUUGUGGAGCAAAUGUUUCCCGACUAUAAAGAUUAUACUGAUUUAUAUGAUAAAACCAAGCUACUUACAAGCAAGACUGUGAUGGCCCAUGGCUGUCAUCUCUCUGAUGAAGAGCUGAAACUUUUUAGUCUUCGAGGAGCUGCAAUUGCCCAUUGCCCCAAUUCAAACUUUUCGUUGUGCAGUGGCAUUUUAAACGUACAAAAUGUUCUGAAGCACAAUGUGAAGCUUGGUCUUGGCACAGAUGUUGCUGGUGGGUAUUCAUCUUCUAUGCUUGAUGCUAUCAGGAGAUCAAUGUCUGCAUCUAAUACCCUUCUACUCAAUAAAGUGAACAAUGCAGCCUUAACUCUUAAAGAGGCUUUCAGACUAGCAACUCUUGGAGGGAGUCAAGUCCUAGGACUAGAUGAUGUGAUUGGAAACUUUGAAGUUGGCAAAGAAUUUGAUGCACUGCUGAUCAACCCCAAGGCUUCAGACAGUCCUUUUGACUUGUUUGCUGGAGAUACUUUUGAGGAUAUUAUCCAGAAGUUCCUGUAUCUAGGUGAUGAUCGGAAUAUUAAUGAAGUAUAUGUGGCAGGCAAGCAAGUGGUUCCUUUUUCAAGUUCAGUAUAACUUCAUUUCCGUUCUGCAAAUCAUUCUAUGGAUCAUUCUGCAUCUAAGUUUGAAGGGAUUGGUUAAAUGCAGUGCCUCAUUGUCAAGAGAGACACCUCAGUUUCUUUGUUUAAUGCUAUGACUUUGAAAAAUGAUUAUGAGCCUUGUUAGAUUACAAUUUACCUUACCAACAUGAUCACAUUUAUAUAAGAAAAAAGGCUUUUACGUCCAUCUUUACAAGUCACAUCCAUGAACAGUGGGGUGUGGGGGGUGGGCAGAAGAGAAAGCAGGGGCAGCUAGAUUAAAGCCAGUGCAGUAUACCUACUCUACCAGAGGUUUCAAAUGAAAACCGUGCAGCUGUCUGGAGCUCAUGGAUUGCCAGAGCCAAAUGGAAUUCAAACCUUGCAUGUUUUUAGUUCUGUUCUAAGCCUAGAACCUCUGGGCCUGAUUCUCUUCACACACAGCAAUUUAUACCAGUUAACUGAAUUGACUUCAGUGGGAUUACUCCUGACUUAAACUGGUGACAGAUCAGACUCAGGCCCAAUGAUUUUUGCAAUCAGAAAUUUUCUUUUGGUAAAGAAAAUACAUAUUUUUUUUUAAGACCAGAAAGGGAAAGUUCUCCCACCCCAACAGUCAUAACUUCCAAAUUAUCAAGACGUUGUGUAUAAAAAGCUUUUCCUUUUUUAUGAGAGUGGCUAAAAACAGAGGAUCCAUAAAUAUUCCCUGUGCGUUCACAAUAUUUGUAAUUCCUGUAGAAUAUAGUUUUGAACGGAGAUGGAUUUUUAAUAGCAAAACCAGAGCAGUCUAAAUGUAUAGGAUUUACUUGUUUCUGCAAGUGCUUGUCAGGAACCAUUAUUUGUGUUUGAGCACAGAGGCAGGUGCAAUCCCAGUCUGGUUCGCUUCCAGUUUAAUGCUGCCCUUUAAUCUUUGAAAAGGUCUGAGAGAUUAAACUCUUCCCUUGAAGAGCACAUUUCCCUAUGUUUUAGCUCUGCCAUUUUGCCUCUGGGGUUAGGCAGUUGGUUUACCUUCUGAUGGCCUAAUGCCUCUUUUUCAUGAUUGCUCUGGAACACAGUGGAAGUGCCCUUGAAUGUAAAUACCCUCAGAGACCUUUCCUCUAGGCCAGUUCUACAAUAGGAAAUUAGGUCAGUAUAACUGUAUGUUGUUCAGGGAUUUGAAAAAUCCACACCCCUGAGUGACGACCUAACCCCAGGCAUAGACUGCGCUAGGUCGACCGGAGAAUUCUCCUGUGGAUGUAGCUACUACUUCUCAGGGAGGUGGAGUACCUAUGCGGAUGGGAGAAGCCUCCCAUUGGUGUAGGUCAGUGGUGGGCAACAUGCGGCCUGUGAGCCACAUGCAGCCUGUCAGGGUAAUCCACUGGCGGGCCACCAGACCGUUUGUUUACGUUUGCAUGGCCGCCUGCAGCUCCCAGUAACCGCGGCUCGCCAUUCUUGGCCAACGGGAGCUGUGGUAAGCAGCAGCCUGCAGGCCACAGGUUGCCCACCACAGCUCCAAAGGAUCCCUAAAAAUCUGCAAGCCAAACACAGCAGAACAAUUUGGGGAAGAGUCACUGAGGAUCCCAUUGUGGAAUUUUACUCCUAUCCAAGGUUUUCUGUGAAAUUCUGCCAACCCCCCGCACCCUUUUAUUUAGGCAAUUUUGUGCAAAGACAAAUCAAAGCACCAAACCCCCCACAAAAAUACACCACAAACAAAAUAUGAGCUGGCCACAAGGCAUAAAGGGAAGAUACGAAACAGAACUAAGAACAAGGCCAGAUCCUCAGCUAGUGUAACUUGCCAUAGUACAAUGAGCUUCAGCUGAGUGUCUGGCCCAAAGACUACAAAUGGUGAGAGAACCUCUAAUGCACAUAUAACCAACUGCUUCCAGUUGUCUACCCAGACUCUGGAUGAAAUCUGUGAUGUUAUUUGUGUCUUUCAUUUAUGUUCAAUGGCGGCAUGCAAUUCAGAAAAAAAGAUGGGUUGUGGGAGGUUAGCUUGCUGGACCAGUAUGCUUAAUGUGCACUAUGUUAAGACCAGCACUUUUUUUUUAUUAUUAUUAUUUAUUAUAAAUGGAAUCUAUUUGAAAUUGUAUGUCUUUAUCUUACUGUGUCACUUAUUAAACUUCUGCUUUUAAUUAUUAAUGAAAUUGCUACUAAAUAUUGCCUAUGCUUUAUGCAGCAUUAUUUGAAUUAUUCAUGUGUAGCAAGUGGUGAUCUGCACUUUAAAAUGUUGCCUUGGCCUAAUGUUUAUAUUAUUCGGUGAUUUUUGCCAACAGAAGGCAUUGUAGACUGAAGAGAGAGAUUCUGUAUUUGUUCAUUUGUACUGAAUGUUUUCAUUGCUGGAGUGUAAUUUCUGCUAGUAAAGAAAGAAUUAAAAGAACCCUGUCAAGUA